Messenger RNA from Dioscorea cayenensis subsp. rotundata (Guinea yam), 1102 nucleotides. RefSeq names its product protein DEHYDRATION-INDUCED 19 homolog 2-like. The coding region runs from base 182 to 817 and encodes 211 amino acids. The record is from RefSeq and is a predicted model, not a curated record. Lineage: Eukaryota; Viridiplantae; Streptophyta; Magnoliopsida; Dioscoreales; Dioscoreaceae. The transcript is spliced from 4 exons.
UGCGCGUUUUGAGAAGCAGAGGCUACACCGACCUCUCAUCCUUUUUCUCUCGAAAGCCCUAAAUUUUUCUAAAUUUUCAAAAAAGUCCUUUAAAUUUGAUUUCUAGGGUUUGCUGCUACUCCCCCUCCUCAGCGCUCCAACCAGCUCAUCGGGGUCGGAUUUUGCAGCGAUUUUCGGAUCUAUGGAGUCCGAUUCGUGGUCCCGUUUCGCCGCCGCCGUGGCUUCCAAGCGCCACCAGCACGCGCAGCAAUCGCGCCACGAUAUGUACCUUGGGUUUGAAGAGAUCGAUGCUGGUGAUGAUGAGGCGUCGAGAGCGGAGUAUGCUUGCCCGUUUUGUGGGGAGGAUUUUGAUAUUGUGGGGCUUUGCUGCCACAUCGAUGAGGAGCAUCCUAUUGAGGCGAGAACUGGGGUUUUAAAUUCCUUAAUAGGAAACUACAUGCAACGCCGACGAAGAUUACGCAAAGAUUCAUCAGGAUCCCAUUCCACAAUUUCGUUGUUGAGAUUAGAGCUGAGGGAUGGGAACCUGCAAGCCCUUCUAGGAGGGUCUUCUUAUUCAAUUCCUCCCGCAGCUCCUGAUCCAUUUCUCUCAUCCCUUAUUUAUACUUUACCUGCUUCUGAUUCAUUGAGAGAUUCGCAACCUGGACAUUUGGAUGGAGGUAACGUCACCCUCACUGCCAAGGGUUCAGAUGAGAAAGCUGUAGAAAGGUCCCCAAAUAUUGAACCAUCUCUAUCUGAUAAAGACCAGAAGGAGAGAGCUCGAAGGAGUGAAUUUGUGCGGGGACUUGUGCUGUCCACUAUAUUCGAAGAAACUUCAUAAGGAAAACACUCUUCGAUAUCCAUUGCAGCUUCAGCAGUCCUCAACGCCACAACGCAAACAUGAUCUGCAUACUGUUCCGUCUGUCACUGAAAUGGCGAUAUUAAGAAAUUUACAUGCGACGAUCGCCUGUCGCCGAAGAAGAAUAAAAUCUUUGAUGUAUUUUGUAUAUGUUCAGUGUUUAGAGUAUGAAUAACUGAGGGACCUAAAAAUCCUACUUGUUGUGCCAUGAUACUUUUGUGAAUAUUUGUGUUUUCAUUGGGAAAAAAAAGUCUCAUAAUAUUUGUA